Messenger RNA from Mustela erminea (ermine), 4363 nucleotides. It is a transcript of the gene RBFOX1, whose product is annotated as RNA binding fox-1 homolog 1. NCBI's taxonomy places the organism in Eukaryota, Metazoa, Chordata, Mammalia, Carnivora, Mustelidae. The coding region runs from base 365 to 1609 and encodes 414 amino acids. The record is from RefSeq and is a predicted model, not a curated record. Gene Ontology annotation, biological process: regulation of alternative mRNA splicing, via spliceosome; nervous system development. The transcript is spliced from 14 exons. Gene Ontology annotation, molecular function: mRNA binding. Gene Ontology annotation, cellular component: nucleus; cytoplasm.
CGGGGGGGCGGGGGGGCGUGGGGUGGGGGCACCGUCCACUUUGCGGGGCAUCAGAAAGCAGGCCCAACAAACCGGGGAAAGGGUACAACCACGAAGGCAACAAAAUAGUUUCCCGGCCCUCUGGAGUGUCUUAGUUGGAGGCAGAUGAACGCCACGAUCUAGCAAACCCGAAGGGAAGGAAGCCAGCGAGGAGGGACUGGCGCGCGCAGGGUGCGGCGGGGGGAGGGAGAGAGAGAAAGAGAGAGAGAAGAGGAGGGACGGCCACCGGGUUUUGACUUAGAUAAUCAGCAAAAUUAAAAGGAAAAAAAAAAAAAAACCAACAACAACAACAUUGUAGCGACCAGGCAAAGAGCAGCGUGAUUGCAUGCGAGCGUCCCCACUCGUGCUCGGCGGGCGCCAGAGAGAAACGAUGCAGCAUCCUCUGACGGGGGCCACCUGCGUGGCGCUCCCCAACGUGGGCAUGUGUCCCCAGCUCUCGUGUGCCUUGACUUUUAUGUACUUACAGCAGGGUAAUCAGGAAGCAGCAGCUGCCCCAGACACAAUGGCUCAGCCUUACGCUUCAGCCCAGUUUGCUCCCCCUCAGAACGGCAUCCCGGCGGAAUACACGGCCCCUCACCCCCACCCCGCGCCCGAGUACACGGGCCAGACCACCGUCCCCGAGCACACGUUAAACCUGUACCCUCCCGCCCAGACGCACUCGGAGCAGAGCGCAGCGGACACCAGCGCGCAGACCGUGUCAGGCACCGCCACACAGACAGAUGACGCGGCACCAACGGAUGGCCAGCCCCAGACACAACCUUCCGAAAACACAGAAAACAAGUCCCAGCCCAAGCGGCUGCACGUCUCCAACAUCCCCUUCAGGUUCCGGGAUCCCGACCUCCGACAAAUGUUUGGUCAAUUUGGUAAAAUCUUAGAUGUUGAAAUUAUUUUUAAUGAGCGAGGCUCAAAGGGAUUUGGUUUCGUAACUUUCGAAAAUAGUGCCGAUGCGGACAGGGCGAGGGAGAAAUUACACGGCACCGUGGUAGAGGGCCGUAAAAUCGAGGUAAAUAAUGCCACAGCACGUGUAAUGACAAAUAAAAAGACUGUCAACCCUUAUACAAAUGGCUGGAAAUUGAAUCCAGUUGUGGGUGCGGUCUACAGCCCCGAGUUCUAUGCAGGCACGGUGCUGCUGUGCCAGGCAAACCAGGAGGGAUCUUCCAUGUACAGUGCCCCCAGUUCACUUGUAUAUACUUCCGCAAUGCCCGGCUUCCCGUAUCCAGCCGCCACCGCCGCGGCCGCCUACCGAGGGGCGCACCUGCGAGGCCGUGGCCGCACCGUGUACAACACCUUCCGCGCUGCGGCGCCCCCGCCCCCGAUCCCGGCCUAUGGCGGAGUAGUGUAUCAAGAGCCUGUGUAUGGCAAUAAAUUGCUGCAGGGUGGUUAUGCCGCAUACCGCUACGCCCAGCCGACCCCUGCCGCUGCCGCUGCCUACAGUGACAGAAAUCAGUACGUCUUCGUUGCAGCAGAUGAAAUUUCUUGUAACACCUCUGCAGUUACGGACGAGUUUAUGCUGCCGACCCCUACCACCACACACUUGCUCCAGCCCCCACCUACAGCGUUGGUGCCAUGAAUGCUUUUGCACCCUUGACUGAUGCCAAGACUAGGAGCCAUGCUGAUGAUGUGGGUCUCGUUCUUUCUUCAUUGCAGGCUAGUAUAUACCGAGGGGGAUACAACCGUUUUGCUCCAUACUAAAUGACAAAACCAUUAAAACCUUCCAAUGUGGGGAGAGAGGAAGCUUUCCGAGGCCUGGGUAUUGCAAUACACGCAGUAGUACAUCAUUUUAGCAGCUCUAAAAAUUAAAAAAAAAAAAAAAAAAAAAGAGGAAAAAAAAUUACAUUUUUUAUCUUAUACCUCAGAUAUUUUGUUCUGUGUAUUUUAAUAUUGUGGGUCUUUAAUUUCUGAAGGUUCCGUAGUUUGGUUGCUGGCUGUAGGAGUUUUUGUGGUUGAACUAGAGAGACGCUAGCUAUGAAUAAAAACCAGUUUAGGGCCAUAUCCAGAGUGCUAUAUCAUGUAAAUGAAUUCUAUAUGCUGAAUCUUAAGCUACUGGGGUUAUCAGCUGUCUGGGAAGAGUGUAAGUGACUACAAUAGUCAUUUUUUUCUGCAUCUGCUUUAUUUUAUUUUACGAGCGGGGAAGGGUGGGGGGGGGGUCUUAGGGGACCGGGAUUUGGGCUAAAAGGAAACCCAGAAUAGUAACUGACGAAUCCAAACGACCCACUGCACCAACAAUCAUAUGUCAGCGGUUCUAAGUUACUCAUUGAGUUCAAGCCAAAGGUUAUGUUGUUUAAGGGAGUGCUUCUCCAAGCACUUUGUGCAUCCAAGUUGAAGUUGAAUGAAGCUGUGCAAACCCACCCUUUAAACCAUUCCACUUGGCCGUAUUCAGCUUCUCAACCAGCCGCUAGUUAUUUAGGCAAAAACUGCUAGUUAGGCCAUCAACAAGCAUUCUUUUUAUAUUUCUUCCAGUAUAAUAAAUUAUUGAUAUCAUUGCUGACUUUUAUAUUAUGGGAGGGAAAAAAAAUAACAUUAAUAAAAAGGUGAUAAAAAAGCACUGUUUCUAUUUUUUUCUUUUUUUCCAAAAAAAGAAAGUAAUAAAAACUUAAAUUCUUUGUACCAGUUAAAAAAAAAAAUGUAUAAAAUUUACAUCUGUGCAGUGGCGUUGUUAAGUUCUAGAAACAGUCUAUGAAGCUUUAGUUUUAGCCUAGUAGAGCAACUGUUAGAGACAGAUGUAUAAUUUUUAUGGAAUUACAUGAUAAUCAUAUUCGGAUUUAUAGAAGCAUUUUACAAGUAUUGCAAUCAUUGAGUAGAGAUAAUCAUGGUAUUUUCAUCAGCUUGGUACUUUUUGAAACAUGACUGUGUUGUGUGAACAAUCUGCAAUUUUUCCGUCCGUGAGAGCCCGCCCUCCUCCUCCUCCUCCUGGUCCCCGAGGAGUCUCUCAAACCAGUAUCUUUAGUUCCGCCUCCAAGGCCCAGGACACUUGUCAGAAGGAAGCAAAAAAAGUAGGUUCCCUCUCCUCUCCCCAUAACCCGCCCCCCAAGAACAAAGCUCCUUCCCCCCAGCAGGGCCAGAGUGACCGACGAAAAAUUGCAGUUUGUACUACUUCUGUUUGAACUCUUUCCAUGUUGUCCUGUUUACAAGUUAACCUAAGUUGGGGUAUCUGUCACGGGUCUUCCUGUUUUUGUAUUUAAAUGAAAAACAAACAGCGGCCAGCCGCCUCCAGUAGUCCCGCUGCCAUAGGUCAGUCUCCUUGUGUACAGCGUAGGCCCUAUGGCGCGCCCCUCAGCCGAUUAUCAACUCACCGCUGUGGACCUGCCAAUCCGCUUUAACAACUCCGCUUUCAAACAAAACCAAACAAAACUUUAAAAAAAAAAAAAAAAAGUGUGUGUGAUCCAGCUUUUCUCUUGUCAUCUAUGUGCAUGCAGUAAGAUCGGUUGGAUAUUAAACCAUCAAUAAAGUUUCACAAGAUUUGAAAACAAAGUUUCUGAAGCUUCGCUAUGUAAGACAGAUGCUCGGGGAUCUGGAGAGGAGCCAAGGGGUGGCGGGGGGCGGUGGGGCACUGCUUAGCAGCCAGAAGCAAGCAUGUCAGAUGUUCUUUUCCGCAGACCGAUGUGGGUGGGGGAGCGCGGGCCAGAGAGGGUGUUUUUAGGCCAUUCUCAUUCCCACCGAGAGGACAGUGCUAGGACCGUGGGUGCCGGGCAGAUGUGUUUCUAAUUCCAUGAAAUCACGCCGGCACCCUGCCCCCAGAAGGGAGAGAGGUCAAAGGGACGGGGGGGGGCUCGGGAGAACCCAAAACUCUCUCCCGAUGGCCUCCGAGGUCAGAAAUCCAGAAUUUGCAUUGUAUUUGGAAUCACGAACAUAGAAUUCUUACUGUGUGGGUUCAAGUAAAAUUAAUUUGCAGUUUUGAUUUUCAUCAAUGAGCUGUACUUUCCCCCAUGACUGUAUGUAGUUUUAAUAAAAUCAUUUAGAGCAAGUGAGUGCCCCAUGAUGUUCCAAAACCUUUCGUCUGGGCACUCCGCCAAGAUGCCAAUAAGUCAUUUUAAAAUGUAUGUCAGAGAUGUAAACGAACAUUUUGGAUUUUUUUAAACAGUAUUUAUUUGGAAUGUUUUCAUUUAUCUAAGUAACUAUUGCUAUUAUGAAUUAUGGAAAAAAAAGAUUAAUAUCAUGUGUGGCAUAUAGUGACUUCUUAACACACACAUCACGCAAUCUGCAAACCCAGAAAAUGUGUAUAUCUGUCUUUAGAAAUUAGUGUUUAUAUCACUUACAGUGGUUUGUGAAUAAAGAAAAACUGGUUUGUAAUAUCAAAAAAAUAAAAGCUUAGUCUGAAAAGGUA